Molecule: messenger RNA, 1119 nt
Organism: Alternaria postmessia
Lineage: Eukaryota; Fungi; Ascomycota; Dothideomycetes; Pleosporales; Pleosporaceae
Exons: 3
Coding region: 1-1119 (372 amino acids)
Molecular function (GO): methyltransferase activity
Source: RefSeq, a predicted model, not a curated record
AUGUCCGCAACCUCGUCAGUGUUCAACUUUCGCUAUGAGAAUGGCAGGCGGUACCACGCCUACGCCGAGGGCCAGUACCCGGUACCUAAUGAUGAGGUGGAAGCAGAUCGACUGGACCUACAACACCACGCCUUCAGACUGACACUAGAUGGGAAACUCUACCGAGCACCUAUACCAAAAGACGUGCAGAAUGUGCUUGACAUAGGGUGCGGAACUGGUAUCUGGUCUAUUGAAUUCGCUGAUGAGCAUCCAUCCGCGCGUGUUCUCGGCACUGAUCUAAGUCCCAUCCAGCCCGCUCAAGUACCACCUAACUGUGAAUUCCUCAUCGAUGACUGCGAGGCGGACUGGAUCUUCCGCGAUCCGUUCGACUUCAUCCAUGCCCGAGCCAUGGUAGCAGCCAUCAAGAAUUGGGACCGCUUCUUCGAACAAGCCUACGUCAACCUCAAGCCAGGAGGAUACCUUGAGUGCCAAGACCUUGCCUUCCCCAUACGAUGCUUGGACUCUGGCGUCACUGCGGAAAAUUCCCCGCUGAUCCGCUGGUCAGAGCUCUUUCUCCAGGCUGCUAAAGUCAUCGGUCUCGACGGAACGGGACCGAGACACUUCACGCCACAACUACGGAAUGCAGGCUUCAAGAAUAUCAACCUCAAGUCGUACAAAUGGCCCGUUGGUAAGUGGGCAAAGGGCGCGAGAUUCAAGGCUCUCGGUCGCUUCGUUUAUGAAGAUCUAAUGGAUUGGCUUCCGAGUAGUUCGCUGGGCCUGUUCACGCGCGUACUGAAGUGGUCGAGAGAGGAAGUAGAAGUCUUUCUAUCGGAGUGCAGAGCGGAGGCUAAGAGAAAAGACCGACACUACUACGCUGAUGUUUUCUUCUAUCAUGCUCGUAAGCCAGAAGGUGCGAACUUUUCAAGCCAGGAACAAGACUUCGUAUCAUGGGAGGAACCAAUAGAUCGUGAUGAGGAUGAUGACGCCCAUCACGCUAGACCAUCAACUACAGCCUCUGCUUCCUCGGUGCCGUUGUCUUCGGCGACCACAGCGGAGCAGAAGUCAGAACAGUCGACACCACCUACUUCGACCACUCAAGACAAGCAGCCGUCAGUCAAACAAGGUGAUGAUGGAACAUAG